This is a messenger RNA of Pogoniulus pusillus (Red-fronted tinkerbird), 1760 nucleotides long. RefSeq names its product scavenger receptor cysteine-rich type 1 protein M130-like. Gene Ontology annotation, biological process: zymogen activation. NCBI's taxonomy places the organism in Eukaryota, Metazoa, Chordata, Aves, Piciformes, Lybiidae. Gene Ontology annotation, molecular function: serine-type endopeptidase activity. Bases 81 to 1760 code for a protein of 559 amino acids. The record is from RefSeq and is a predicted model, not a curated record. The transcript is spliced from 10 exons. Gene Ontology annotation, cellular component: plasma membrane.
ACGUGGUCUGCAGGGAUCUGUGGUGUGGCACAGCCCUGUCUGUGCAUGGGGCAGCUCAGUUUGGAGAUUGGGCUGGUCCCAUGUGGGACAGAGAACUGCAGUGUGUGGGGAAUGAAUCUCUUCUUGCCUCCUGCCCCAAGGGAUCCCCCAGGACCCAGCCCUGCAGCCAUGCAGAUGCUGUUGGAGUCACCUGCACAAAGUUCACAGGGUUCAGGCUGAUGAAUGGCAGCAGAGGCUGUGAGGGGAGGGUGGAGGUCCAAGUGCAGGGGACGUGGGGCACCCUGUGUGAGUGGCGCUGGGACCUGCUGGACGCCCACGUUCUCUGUCGUCACCUCAACUGUGGCUUUGCUGAGUCCCUUCCUGGAGGAGGCCACUUUGGGAGAGGCACAGGCCCUGUCUGGAGAGACUCCUUCCACUGUGCUGGCACUGAAGCCCAGCUGGGCCAGUGCCCCGUGAGCAGCCUGGGGGCCUCUCUAUGCUCCCAUGAGCAGGACGCUGCUGUCAUUUGCUCAGGGCACGAGGCCAGCCUGCAGCUCUGCAACACCUCCCUGCCCCAGAGCCUGCUGGCAGCAGGCAUUGCAGAGGAUGUGGGGGUCUCUUGCAGCGGGAGCCGGCAGGUGCGGCUGGCAGAGGGCCGCGGGCGCUGCGAGGGCAGAGUGGAGAUCUACUCGCAGGGCAGCUGGGGCAGCGUCUGCGAUGACAGCUGGGACCUGGCCGAUGCCAGCGUCGUUUGCCAGCAGCUGGGCUGCGGAGGGGCGCUGCAGGCGGUUGGCUCCGCUGGCUUCGGGGCAGGCUCUGGGCACAUCUGGCUGGAUGGGGUCAACUGCUCCGGGGCCGAAGCUGCUCUCUGGGAGUGCCCGGCAGGGCCCUGGGGGCAGCACGACUGCGGGCACAAAGAGGACGCCGGAGUCAUCUGCUCAGAGUUCGUGGCCCUGAGGCUGGAGAACAGCAGCAACUGCUCCGGGCGCCUGCAGGUGUUCUACAAUGGCACCUGGGGCAAUGUCUGCUCCAACUCAAUGACUCCCAGAACUGUCUCACUGGCAUGCAAGGAGCUGGGCUGUGGGGACACAGGGGACCUGGAUGCAAACCUGCCCUCUGCUAGGGUGUCUGCUGCUGCCUGGCUGGAUCGAGUGCAGUGUGGGGAGAGAAACAGCUCCUUCUGGCAGUGUCCCUCUGCUCCCUGGCACCUGCACUCUUGUGAAGACCUGAGAGAUGAGACCCACAUCAUCUGCCAUGGGAAACGACCAGAAGUGUCUGCAGAUCUCUCAGCCCCAUGCCCAGACUCCAGGAACUGCACAGCCAGGGAGAAGAUUCGUGCCGUGGGAGGGCAGCACAGGUGCUCAGGCAGAGUGGAGGUCUGGCUGCACGGCUCCUGGGGCACGGUGUGCGACGACUCCUGGGACAGGCAGGAUGCCCAGGUGGCAUGCAGGCAGCUGGGCUGUGGCCCUGUGCUGUCUGCCCCGGGGGAGGCUGCCUUUGGGGAGGGGACAGGCCCCAUCUGGCUGGAGCAGGUGGAGUGCCAGGGCACAGAGCCAUCUCUGCAGGAGUGCUGGGCCCGGCCUGGGGACAGCGGUGUCUGCCGGCACAAGGAGGAUGCUGCUGUGAGCUGCUCAGAUGCACCCAGCACAGAAGCACCAACCCCCCGCGCAGCUGCCCAGGCCCCUUGGGAGCCCUUCCCUCAGGCUGUGUAUGAGGAGAUUGGCUACAGCACAGCAUGGGAGAAGCAGGAGAGGUUCAGUGACUCAGUGCAAGGACUGUGA